Molecule: messenger RNA, 1371 nt
Organism: Lottia gigantea (owl limpet)
Lineage: Eukaryota; Metazoa; Mollusca; Gastropoda; Lottiidae
Exons: 5
Coding region: 1-1371 (456 amino acids)
Source: RefSeq, a predicted model, not a curated record
AUGGGAUUAGAUCAUGGUCAUUUAGUACCACAGUAUUUACUAUAUAUUAGUGUUACUAGUAGAAUAUGGGCACUAUGUAAAUCUCAAUAUUUACACUGUAUCAAUUGGUAUAGAAGAUUGUUUCCUUUACAGAACAUUCUACAGGCAACACAAGUUGAGUGGUAUUUUAAAGACACAUCCAUUGAUAAAGAUAAUGCUAUGAAAAUUGAUCAUGAUAAUGAUAAUGGCAAUGAAAAUGCUUUGAAGAUUGAUGCUGAUGAUGAUAAUGCUAUGAAGUUUGAUGAUAAUAAUGAUGAUAAUCUAUCAGUAGCAACAAGUAACCAGGAAAAUGAACUAGAAGAAGAGAUGGAGUAUAAAUGUUUUGAAGAAGACCUUGGAGCCCCAGUAUUGAGAGAGCCUAUCAAAGCACCAAGACAAACCAAAACUACAGCCAAGCCAACCAGGACAUGUGAUAGUUUUAAAGACCUUAUUGAUGUAAUGAACACAUAUACCGAAUUCUUAACUCAAGAGCACAAGAAAUGCUUAGAGACUUUGAAACUGUUCCAAAACAAAUAUCGUGUUGCUAAGAAAACUGGUAACAGUGCUGAAUUAAAGGCAAAACUAUUUCCAAAAGCUGUAAAGAAGGUGAACUUGUUUCUAAAAUCGUACAAAUCUGAAGCUUCCAAACAUGACAAACAUCUGCAGGUGCCUAAAAUGGUAUGGGAACCAAAGCCAAAAAAGAAAAAAGUUGAACCAACAAUUGGGAGAUCAUCUGACUCCAAAGAAAGAAAACCUCAAAAAGAUGAGAAAAAGGAAGGGAAGGCUGAAGCAUCAGAAGCCAUCAACACAAAUGGAAGUUUCAAAACAGGAGACUAUCUUCAGAUGGUUGAAAAUUGUCAAAAUAUUGCAGAGUUGAUCGAAGUUGUCCAAUCAUGUGAUAAGCAUACAUAUCCAAAUUUCAGUGAGACUUGUAUACAAUCAUUACAAAAUUUUCACCAAACUUUUUCCAGUCAAAAAUUGAAAGCAAGACAAAAAACUUUAGUCAAAGCUAAAACAAAAGUAGUUAAUUUUAUUCAAAAUUAUGAAAAAGACCCAAAAACUAAGAAUGGAAACAUUCUGGAAUUUGAAAAUGGUGUUUUUGAAAGUGCCAGUAACUUUGAAAUGAAAAGUGUGGAAGAUUUAGUGAAAGUUUUGGAAGAAGUACGACACAAGAAAGAAAUAGAAAUGAAUAACAAUCUUAGUAUUCCAUUAGAUAAAACAAAACGCAAGCUCGUUCUCAAGAAAUUAAAAUGUUGUCAUCAAAAACUGGACAGUAGUGAACUUAAACCUAAACAGAGGCAAAGGUUAUUGUUAAAAACAUCCAAUAUUGUGAUGAAUAUUUUGAAAAAAUAA